Achroia grisella is the source of this 1739-nucleotide messenger RNA. RefSeq names its product pickpocket protein 28-like. The transcript is spliced from 12 exons. NCBI's taxonomy places the organism in Eukaryota, Metazoa, Arthropoda, Insecta, Lepidoptera, Pyralidae. The record is from RefSeq and is a predicted model, not a curated record. Gene Ontology annotation, molecular function: ligand-gated sodium channel activity. Gene Ontology annotation, cellular component: membrane. Gene Ontology annotation, biological process: sodium ion transmembrane transport. Bases 1 to 1551 code for a protein of 516 amino acids.
AUGUUCUCUAAUAAAAAUAUUACAUUACAGAAGAAAAGUUUAUCCUGGUUACAAAAACCCGCAGUCAAAUCUUUUAAUAAAAACUUUAGGGACUACCUAUUAACAUCAACUUUACAUGGCUUGCGAUAUAUUGGAGAGCGGAAAUUAACUUGGUUUGAAAGAUUCUUUUGGCUGGCUGCGUUCGGUUCAUCUCUUGUGUGUGCCGCGUUCUUUAUCUUAAACGUGUACGCAAAAUGGAGCAUGUCUCCAAUGAUUGUAAGCAUCAACCCGCAGAACAUGCCGCUAAAUGAUCUGCCCUUCCCGGCCAUCACUAUAUGCAACGUCAACCAAGCAAAGAAGUCUGUAGCAGAAGAGUACCUAAAGACCGGCAACUCUGUGGACAAGAAAUUAUUAGUAAGUUUGUGCACAUCGCAAAAUGAUGCUGAUAUAUUUGAAGAUAAUAUAGCAGAAAGUGCUACUUGGGAUUAUACACGCACCUUUCUCAUAAAUGUGACACAGCCGUGUAACGAGAUGUUGAUAUUAUGUGAAUGGGACUCCCACAUUAGAAGCUGUCGUGACCUGUUCAAUGCACAGUUAACUGACGAAGGCCUUUGUUGUACCUUCAACGUCGUCCAUCGGAAUAUGAUGUUCCGAAAUCCAGCCUCUCUAAAUGAUUUGAAUCUGACAUUUCCAUUGCCAGCUGUUGAUUGGACACCAGAAGAUGGUUAUCCAAAUGAUGCUCCAACUAAUGGAUUCCCUUGGAGACCGCAAGGAAUUGGCACCCAUCAUGGCCUGUCAUUGAUAUUAGAUGCAAACAUAGACGAAUAUUAUUGUUCCUCUACAAAAAGCACUGGAUUCAAGAUACUUCUCCAUAAUCCAACGGAAACACCAAAGCUAGCGAAUCUAGGAGAAAUAUAUGGAAGCGGAACUGAAGUGAGAGUAAGCAUUCAACCCAGAAUUCACGAUGCCCACCCAGCGCUUCAGUCUAUUGACAUACAAAAAAGGUUGUGCCUGUUCUCCAAGGAAAAGGAAUUAAUUUUUUAUAGGACCUACACUCUGAAGAACUGUGAAAUGGAAUGCGAGGCUAACGCUAUGAUAAAUCAAUGCCAAUGUGUUUAUUAUUAUAUGCCCAAAAAUAAAACAACGCGUGUAUGUGGGAAAGCUGACGCCAAAUGUUAUGCGAAUAUGACACGAGCUGCGAGUGUACGAACUAAAGAGUGCAUGGAGUGCUUCCCAGCGUGUACCGAGAUAGCUUACUUCGAACGUAUGAGUACAGCGCCCUUAAAUAAGAGACUAGUCAAACAGCUAGCAAGAACGUUUAAGAAAACAGUGGAAUACUUUGCAGAAAACAUGUUGGUUGUACAUUUUUACUUUGAUGACGACACAUUCACGCGACUGACUAAAGGUGAAAUAUUCGGACUCACAGAAUUCCUAUCGAAUACUGGCGGUCUGCUCGGUCUGUGUAUGGGCUUCAGCGUGAUGAGUGCUGUCGAAUUGCUGUAUUACUUGACAUUACGAGCGCUAUGCAUGGGAAGGCGGGAGAGACGACCAACCCAUCCUUUUACUACUUAAGUAAUAAUAAGUUCAUGUGCGAUGACACAUGCCCAAUUUAAUGUAGCAAAUACAAAUACACAGUCACCUCAUAACAUAUAUGAGACACUAGUUUAAAUUAUACAAAAUCGAACUUGAAAAUAUAUAUAAACACAAAAAGGGUCCUUCCACGUAGUGUCACGUGUCAUUCAGUAAUAGCACAGAUAAGA